ACAAGUUUUUUUAUGAGUGAUAUCUUUUCCAUUAACACAUAAACAAAAUCUCAGUAUCACUUUAACGACCUUUGUAGCAACAGUUCAUGUAAUCACAAUUAAAUUAAACUCCAAAAGAUUUUAUUAUAUUAAUAAUUAAAUAAUAUUGAAAAUAUGUCAAAAGUGAUCAGAAAAAUUAUUUGUACAGCCGCUGCACCGAAACCAGUUGGACCAUAUAAUCAAGCUGUAAUCUUAGAUAAAACAGUUUAUGUAUCAGGAGUUCUUGGGAUGAAUAAAGAUACUAUGAAAUUAGUUGAAGGAGGAGCAGGUCCGGAAGCUCGUCAAGCUCUAAAAUCACUUGGUUUUAUAUUAGAAGCUGCUGGAUCAUCGCUAAAUAAAGUUGCAAAAACUCAUAUAUUCCUCAACAACAUAAAUGAUUUUGCGGCCGUUAAUGAAGUGUACAAAGAAUUUUUCAAAAGUGAUUUUCCAGCCAGAUCUACGUUUCAAGUUGGUAAAUUACCCGCUGGGGCAAGUGUUGAGAUAGAGGUUGUUGCUGGUGUUGGAGAUGUUGUUACAGUCCCUGCUGCUUAAAUAAUUUCAUUUUUAUUUCAGCUCAUAAAGGACAUAACAAUUAAAUUUUAUUUAGUAGUAAAAAAAUUUGUAA
Onthophagus taurus is the source of this 643-nucleotide messenger RNA. Its product is annotated as rutC family protein UK114-like. Lineage: Eukaryota; Metazoa; Arthropoda; Insecta; Coleoptera; Scarabaeidae. Gene Ontology annotation, cellular component: cytosol; mitochondrion. The record is from RefSeq and is a predicted model, not a curated record. Gene Ontology annotation, molecular function: deaminase activity.